AUGGCCUUUGCGUCCUCGAUCUUGUGGGGUAUUGCCGCUCUCGUCGGCUACUUUGUAUACCGGCAAUCAUCCCAGAAGCACCGACGCAAUCUACCCCCCGGCCCAAAACCGUUGCCUAUCCUCGGAAAUUUGCGAGACUUUCCUCCGAACGACAUCCCUGAAUACCAGCAUUGGCUUAAGCACAAGGAUCUUUAUGGUGGCAUUAGCUCCGUGACAGUGAUGGGUAUGACACUAAUUAUUAUCCACGACAAGAAGGCGGCGCAUGAGCUGCUUGAACAGACCUCAAGCAAGACGUCGGGACGGCCAACGAUGAUCAUGGCAAAUAAGCUUUGCGGUUAUGAGUCCAUCGUCGUCUGCCAGGAUUACAAUCCCACCUUUCGACGCUAUCGCAAGCUCCUGCAUCGGGAGCUUGGAACCAAGGUGGCUGCAUCAGAAUUCCGCGGGGUCCAGGAGAUUGGGGUAAGCCGACAGCUUGUGCGGGCGUUAAAUGAGCCCGGGAAAUGGCUGGAGCACUUCAAAACCACUGCCGGCGCUACUGUUUUGAGAAUGGCGUACGAUUACACCAUCGAACCUCAUAAGCCAGAUCCAUUGGUUGAAUUGAUCGACAGAAUGAUGACUGAGUUCUCCCUCGCCGCUGUUCCCAUGGCGUGGGCCGUUGAUAUUAUCCCGGCUCUCCGACAUCUACCGGAGAAUUUCCCGGGUGCAACAUUCAAGAAGACUGCUCGCAAAUGGAGAAAAUCCAUCCAGGCGACAGCCUAUAUCCCGUACCGGUUUUCCCAGAGCCGAAUGGCUUCGUUGAAAUUUCGGCCGUCAUACGUAUCAAAGCUUGUCCAGCAGCUUAGGGGAGAGAGUGACGAUGGCACUCUGAGUCGAGAGGACGAGGAUUCGAUUGUCUGGACCGCUGCUAGUCUGUAUGGCGCUGCGGCGGAUACUACCGUGAUUACUCUCACCAUCUUCACGCUGGCAAUGAUUAAGUUCCCCGACGUGCAGCGCAAGGCCCAGAAGGAGAUCGAUCGGGUGGUUGGUACAGACCGACUACCCGGCUUCGAGGAUCGCGACAAGUUGCCGUACGUCGAUGCCUUAGUCAAGGAGGCUAUCAGAUGGUGGCCACUUGCACCCAUGGGUUUCCCUCACACAGUCACCGAGGAUUUCGAGUACAAAGACAUGCACAUCCCCAAAGGCGCAUUCCUCCUCCCAGCCGUUUGGUGGUUUCUGAAGGACCUUGAAGUAUAUGCCGAGCCCGAUUCAUUCGAUCCCAAUCGUUUCUUGGAGCCACGUAAUGAGCCCGAUCCCAAAACAGAGGCAUUCGGAUAUGGCCGCAGAAUAUGUCCCGGGCGGUUCUUUGCAGACUCCAGUCUCUACCUCAACAUCGCGCAAUCGCUGGCGGCGUUCACCAUGGCCAAGGCGGUGGACAAGGAUGACAAGGAAAUCGAGGUGGAUGUCAAGCCGAAACCGGGGAUGCUCACCUAUCCCACCGAAUUCGAUUUUCAGGUCACGCCGAGAAGUGAGAAACAUGUACAAUUGAUUCGACAGCUGGAGCGACAGCACCCAUGGGAGGCUAGCGAUGCCGAGCACCUCGAGAGUGUGGAGGCUUUCCAAGCCGAUUAG
Messenger RNA from Aspergillus affinis, 1608 nucleotides. RefSeq names its product cytochrome P450. The transcript is spliced from 2 exons. NCBI's taxonomy places the organism in Eukaryota, Fungi, Ascomycota, Eurotiomycetes, Eurotiales, Aspergillaceae. The record is from RefSeq and is a predicted model, not a curated record. Gene Ontology annotation, molecular function: monooxygenase activity; oxidoreductase activity, acting on paired donors, with incorporation or reduction of molecular oxygen; iron ion binding. The coding region runs from base 1 to 1608 and encodes 535 amino acids.